AGUGGUGAAGAGAGAGGAAGAAGACUUCGGCAGUGAAGUAGAGGGUGUGCGAGAAGUUACAGCCAAAAUGACAAAAACUGACGAUAAAAACUUUCUCCUUUUCUUGCUGCCAAAUCCAGUGCGCCACAACUCUUUUUGAGGCGUAUGCUACACCGGAGUUGUUUGAACACCAUGUGACACUUGGCCCCGGGGAGAAUUCCAACACUACGCGGGUCCUCUUGCCGAAGCGGGAUGAUGUUGGGGCGGUUCGCAAAUCACGAGGGCCCUCGACCAGCGCGUCGGGGUCGGCGUAUCGGGAAUUGUGUUGCGUUGUUGCUCGGAGUGGUGAGCGGAAUCGAAGGGCGAAGUUUGGGGAACAGGUUACACCUGUUCAACAUGCAGAACAGUGGGAAGGAGCGGGCGGACAAGAAGGAGGUCUACGAAUUCCGCGUCUCCAUGCGUCACGAUCCCAACAAAGUCGCCUUUCUCAGCUUCUCAACUUCAACUGGGUAAGGUGGAAGUUCAUUGUAAUAUCUAUCAUGUCGAAAAUGAAAAUGAGAAUCAUGAUCAAUUUUCUGCUGGUGUCUGUUGUGAUCCAAAUGUCGCAAUAAACGACUGAAGAGACUUCGGUAUCAUAGUUGCUUAAAUGAAAAACCCGCUGCUCCUUUGUUCAGGCUUGCGGAAAAGAAUAAGCAAGUGCCGCGGGCGGAAGAGAGCGAGAAGCAGAAGCAACAAGCGAUGACGCGCGACAUGUCGGUUGCCGUUUCGAACGCUCUAAUGGACGCUUUCCAGGCGGGCAAGGGGCAGCCUAAUGCGAACACGGGGUUUCACGUGAACAACGUCGGCGUGCAGACGAAGCAGGACAAAACCGGUUUCAAUGUGCGUGGCUACCUGAACAUGCCGAGCAGCAUCCAGUCCAGCAGCAAAUUUUUGGACGAUCUCAAAGCCAAGCUGCCCGGGGCGUUGUCCCAAGUCCAGAACCUUGAGAACGCCAAAGUAGACGAAGUCAGCAUUGUGCGGCUAGGUACUUACAGCUGCAUAAAGUAAGUUCUCCGCUACAAAAACUCAUUUGGUAUAUUCAGAAAUGAUGUAAACAUUAGAUGUCUUGUUCUUUUCACGGCUGGCUAGAAAUUCUAUGUAUAUCGAUCUGCUGAUGUUCAGAGCUUUGCAGCAGUGCGUGGCUGCCGAACGGGAAAACGGAGGAGGGAAAAAUGAGCUGCCCUGCGACGGUAGAGGAGACUAUGGCCUGCGGGAGUUCAGUCUGUACCCUAUCGGACAAAGACGCGUGCUGCACCGACGAAGCCACGAGCAGCCUGGCUACGUCGAGCACGAAGCAAGUCGGUCCGGUGUUACUCACGGGCAAUAUGUGCGUCAACAACGUGCUGCAGAUUGGCAAGGCAUGGCAGAUGGAGACCUCCGACGACCUGUGUCGGCAGCUUCCGUACACUCCUAGAGUGGUUCGAUAUUGAUUUUUCGUCUAAAAGCAAUUCGCAAGGAAGAGAGGAAAGCAAAAGUGUUAGCGUUCUUGAUUGAUGCAUUUCUUCAUGGCGGAAUCUUGCCUCCUUGCCUCCGUUGCAGAGUUCGUAAGGGCAAUCGUGCAAAAAUCGUAAAAAUUCAAGAAAACAUAAACAGCUACCAGGCCGAAAAGCCUACCACGAUGGCAGACUACAUGAUGAAUGCGGCGAAAAAUUUGCUGUCGGGUAGCGACGUGGCGAAGAAAGUGCAGUUGUCUUACGGGGUGUACAAGACCUUCUGCGUGCCGAGCAGCAUGAAGGGGGCGGCGAACAAGGGCACAAACCUCUUCUACCUCAACGUUGGCGGCUACCGUGGCGAAGAUGACAAACGGGAGAUUCUGGACCUGUUGAACAACAAAGACUUGAAGGCAGAAGUCUCGUCUCUGAUGGGCAACGUCGCAAUCACGGAUUUCGCUAUGGGCAGCGGCUUUCAGGAGGGAGAAAUCGAGUGGCCGAAAAUGCAGGUAGCUUUUUUUGCGGAUAAAGUUAAAGAUUAAGAGUAGUUUACUGCCGUCCACGAAGCUAGCAAGUUUGUGAAAAACAAAGUAGCAAGUUUUUGGAUUCAAGAGACUGUCACCUACUGUAGGCAAAGUUGAAACUACUGAUAUACACAGGAGCCCUGUCGAACCAAUCCAGACGGAACGAUGGGUGGCCUGUGUUACGUGAAGACGUUGGAUGCUACUCAGCACAACCGAAUCUGUCUACCUGCGCGUGCGACCAAAAAGACUAUACGCUCGAUACAACUUUGCAUAGAUAAUUUUCCCAUCUUCAUCACAUGCUUAGUAGAGGGAGAAUAUAGAUGCAAUA
Amoebophrya sp. A120 is the source of this 2300-nucleotide messenger RNA. The record is from the annotation of a GenBank genome assembly. NCBI's taxonomy places the organism in Eukaryota, Dinophyceae, Syndiniales, Amoebophryaceae.